AUGUCUGGCCUCACAACGGGCAGUCUUUCGUGUCCAGGAACAGGAUCGAUGACCCUUGUAGGACAUUGGGGGCGCUGUUACCUCCUCACCGAGCGCAGGUCGCUGCCCUGUGGUCUAACAGAGCAUGUAUUCAGACCCGCACCCUCAUCUUUGGCGGAUGCUGAAGAUGCAAGAAAAGCCACCUGCUUGAUGCUUGCUUGGCCUGGAGAUCGUUCUCCUCUUGGUCUGUGUCCCGUGGCGGCAGGCCUUGCAGGGAGGGGGGCGCAACAGUGGGGAGCAUCCGAAUGGAGUCCCACUUUCCAACCUUGGGGCUGCUGCAUCGGCCUCCCACAUGUGACCUCCCAGGCCCUGAUGCUGCUGCUUUUGAAGGGGGUGAGGCCUGAUGGGCAGGUCAAGUCAGUCCUUCAGGGAGGGGUCUACUCUCCCUUGCCCGGGGGUGGUGCCCGCCUUGGCCCUCCGCUUGCCCUUGUGCGCGUGCUCAGCUGCUGUGCUUGCCUUUUUUGGAGUGGGGAGAAGAAUGGGAUGACGUCGGAGGAAGGAAAAGACUGUCUUGCAUUCAUAGAGAGCACUUUAUGCUUUUCCUCGCCCUUGCAGAGUCUGGGUGGUCUCAGUGGGGGCUCAGGACAGUCAGCUCAAGACAGCCAAGUCAGGUAUUAUUAUGAUCAUUUUUAUCAUCAUCAUCUGUAUAAGACAAAUGACACAGCCAGUUAGUGAGAGGGCCAGGACUGGAAGCCAGGGUAUCGGUUUUCCUAGCUCCCCUGUCAGAGGCCAGAUCUGGAGUAGUGGGAAGAGGAGGCAGGGGGCAGGUCUUGUCCCUUGCCAGGCCUCUGCCCCUUGCCAGGCCUCUGCCCCCUGUAUCUCUGCUUCUGCCUCAGCUGUCCUGGGUGAAGUGGGAGGCACCUAGCAUUUAGCAGGUGAUUCUCCCACCCUGCCCUGGCUCUAUGGCUCAUAGCCAGUGGCUUGGAGAGGCAGGGCCAGAUCUCAGGAGUGGAGGGCAACCUCUUCCCUGGCUUCUAAAAGAAUCCAGAGCCCAGUGGGGCUCGUGUCCCAUUCCAGGUUCCAGCAUGCCUUGCCUCUGCUUGCUCGGGCUGCCUACGCACUAGCUACAUACACCUCUAGCUUCAUGUUUCAUGUUGGAGUGUGGGGAGAAAACUGGGUUCUUAGCAUUAGAGAGGGAAGUGGCAGGUGGCAGAUACAAGCUUAGCUCUGACCUGGGUGCACCUCAGCUCUGUGUCCUUUUUUUUCCCUGACCUGAAGCUGACCCCAGCAGAAGUCCCCCAGCCACCCCUCCACCCAACAAUCCCCCACCCUCCCAUCCUGCCCCCAGCCAUAGUGGGAGCUGGGAGGAUUGCAGCAUCCAGUGCCUUCCAAGGCUGUUCCUGGAGCGCUGCUUGUAAACCCAAGCCAAGCUUUGUUCCACGUAGGGAGAAUGGAAGGUGACUGCAAUGUCCCUGUGCCUUUGGCUCCAUCUCCCCAUUCUGUGGUUCUUUGGGGGUUCCUGCUUCCCUCAAACUGAACACUCUCCUGUCCAACAGCCCGAUGGCUUAAUUAUUGCCUGGAAUUGCCCGGCCUCCGAUGCUGGAAUCAAAGAUUGCCUUCCGAAGUAUUUUUGUUAAGAUGGCAAUAAAAAGAAAUCAAUCUCACUCUUUGAACACA
Molecule: messenger RNA, 1656 nt
Organism: Gorilla gorilla gorilla (western lowland gorilla)
Lineage: Eukaryota; Metazoa; Chordata; Mammalia; Primates; Hominidae
Source: RefSeq, a predicted model, not a curated record